Molecule: messenger RNA, 1458 nt
Organism: Priceomyces carsonii
Lineage: Eukaryota; Fungi; Ascomycota; Pichiomycetes; Serinales; Debaryomycetaceae
Product: RMR1 family protein
Exons: 1
Coding region: 1-1458 (485 amino acids)
Source: RefSeq, a predicted model, not a curated record
AUGUAUGAGCUCGAUGAGCACUUGGUUGAUGAAGUGUCAAAUGUGAAUGAUACGAAUGUAAUAGAUCAUUCAUCAAUUUCUAUAGAUGGUAAUGACUUAAUGAGUAAUGAAGAUGAGGAAAACGAUGAAAGAGUUAUUGAAAUGAAUGGUAACUUGAGCAACCAUAAUAGCAGUAUUAUUGAUAUCAGCGAUGAAGAGGGUUUACAAACUAAUUUAGAUAGCAAUAAAUACGAAGAUAGGGCACGGGAUUUUGAAGGCUUUGACCUCAGCGAUGAUGAUAUUGAUAAUUUGGAGGAGAUAGAAGGAACAACUUCCUUUGAUGAAGAGCGUAAAACCAACAUGGAAGAACAGAGUUAUGUCAGAUCAUUCAAUGAUACAGAUGUGGAGGAGAAUGUGGAACAAGAUAUAAAAAGCAAGGGGAUUAAUGCAUCGGUCAACCAUGAUUUAGAAAACGUUAUUGAUGUCAAUGAAUCAGAAAGUUCCGAUUUAGAAGAGGUUUUUCAAAAUGAAGAAUCUGCGGUAUUGAGCGAUGUAGAGAAGGAAGGCUUUCCUAGAGAAUCAAAUGCCAAUUGGAAACAGCGAACCUUAAAAGAAGAGGUGCAGAGAAUUCCAACGAAUGUUAUGAGGAUUGAAAAAGAGGUAAACGGAAAAGAGCAGAGCGAUGACCACAUUGUACAAGAAUUUGAGAAAGGUGUAAAUCAAGAGCAAAAGCAACAAGAUGAAGUACGAGGGAAAGGAAACCACGACUUUGAAGAGGGAGAAAGUGGCAUCUCGAAAGGAGAAGAGAUACUGGAUUCAUCAAUAGUAGAAACUAAUGAGGUAGACUCGCAUAAAAAUCUGUCGGAAAAUAGUACUGCUCCUACGUACCAUCUUGAACUGAAGUGCGCUUUUCCAAUAAUGGUGUAUAUUGCUGAUACUGAAUUUUUGUUAGUUCCUUUUGACAAUGAAUCUGUAAUGGAUUUAUCGAAUCUAGUCUCUUUGUAUGAUGAUUGUGAAAGCAUAUUCAAUGCACCAAUUGAAGAAUUUUUUGGACUGAUAAGAAAUAAUGAGGAUCUCAAUGACUACUUCAAUUUCAAAAUUAGCGAAGAGCUUGUAUUGCAAAUUCCUGAAUUAGGGGGGAUUUAUAUAACCGAAGAUAAUAUUUAUUCCCGUGAUAUAACUAUUGGCGAUUUCAUUAAGGCAUUUGAAGGGCUAAGUACAAACUCAGAAGAAGGCAUAAUACCCGCUUCUAUUUCUUUGAAUGUCACCUCGCAAACUAGAUUCAUCACUAAUUUUAAUCAAAUUACUGAAUUAAUCAGAUCUGGAAAAGGCUUCAAAGAUAUUGUGAACCAAAAUGAUGUCUUGCAAGAAAAAGUCGAAUACUCAUCCAAACGACAGCAUUUUGAAGAACCUGACUCUCAAGACAAAGAAGCUCUGAGGCAACUUAAGCGUAGUAAAAUAUCAGUUACGAAUGUAUAG